Molecule: messenger RNA, 759 nt
Organism: Dracunculus medinensis (Guinea worm)
Lineage: Eukaryota; Metazoa; Nematoda; Chromadorea; Rhabditida; Dracunculidae
Source: the annotation of a GenBank genome assembly
UGUUUUUCCCAAAUUUCAGGCAACUAUCCAUAUUGUCCAAAUGCUCAACGGCCAAAGGUAAAUGUGAAUGGUGAAUUGAUUCACUGUUUGCCAGGCCAAGAUAAAUGUGGCAGGAACCAUUCAUGCUAUUAUUCGGGCCUUAAUUACCAGUGCUGUCCACUUCUAGAGAACAAGCAUAUAAAAUCGCCUUCAAAAGUCCUAGAAUGUCCUACACCUAUGUUAACCGUAGUCGAUGAAGACGAAAAUCCAAUAAAAUGUAACCCAUUAAGCCGCAGUUGUCCAACGGAAACGAUGGUAUGCAUGAAAAUUAUUUCCGAUUCCAUUUGCUGCGAAGAUAUUUUACCUAAUAAUAAGUAUCACUCGGAAUCUAGUAACCGCGAAGAACUGAAAAUUGAUUGCCCUCAAGCCACAUUCACUAUGGUUGAUAGUGAUAAUAAGCCAAUAAAAUGCGAUGAUGAUGCAUGCAUGAAGGUUGUCUUUAUAUUUGUUUUAUAUUUUUAUAAGGCAAAAAUUGCUGAACUUCCUGUGCAAUCACCUCAAAGCUCAGUUGAAAUUCUCAAUUAUUCACCGCAUUCUUCCGGUGGAUAUGCAGUUUCACGUAGUUUCGCAGCUAAAACAGAAAAAGUUGAUAAUAGCAAACAUUUAGCACGAGAAUUUUUAAUGGAGCAAAUUCGAAAUGGUUGGCCAUACGCUGAACGAUUCUAUCGAACAUAUGAAGUACAACCACAACAACAUAAUAUUGAGCGAUUGCGCCACUAA